This is a messenger RNA of Dictyostelium purpureum, 765 nucleotides long. RefSeq lists its product as uncharacterized. The coding region runs from base 335 to 553 and encodes 72 amino acids. Lineage: Eukaryota; Evosea; Eumycetozoa; Dictyosteliales; Dictyosteliaceae. The record is from RefSeq and is a predicted model, not a curated record. The transcript has 3 exons.
AUUUUCAUUAUCAUUAUCAAAAAAAAAAAAAAAAAAAAAACAGACUAUAAAAUUAAAUUAAAAACAUAUACACAAAUAUAAAUUAUAGAAAUGGGUAAAAAAGGAGAAUUAGCCCUUAAGAAUUUUAGUUAUUAUAACAGCAAUUGCUUUAGUUGGUAUUACUGUUCCAUAUUGGAUUUAUCUUAAAUGGGCUGUCGACGAUAAAUCUGCAUCAGGUAUUGCAAUUUAUAUUGUUAGUGCGGUUAUAUUAAUCAUUCUUGCUAUACUUGGUUUUAUUGGUUCAAUUAAAAAGAGCAAAAUUCUUUUAUUAUAUUUUGCCAUUAUUAAUAUUGUAAUGUUAGCAUUUGGUAUUGCACAAAUUAUCGUAACUAAUCUCCAACUUGUCGAUUGUGGUAAAGAAUCAGACUCCAGCUUUUCGUUCCUUUGUUCAACUGGUAAAGGCGCAUACUAUGUACCAAUGGCAAUUUUAUUAUUUAUAAAUUUAUGUGGUGGUGUUUUCGGAAUUGUUUGCAGACAUCUUAUUGAUAAUGAUCAAAAAGGAAACUAUUAUUAAACUAAUAUAUCUAUAAAAAAAAAAAAAACAAUAAUUUAAAUCAUCAAUUUAAUAUAAUACAUCCAAUACCAGCCAUACUUAAUUAUUUAUUUUAUAUAAAAUUUUAAAAAAAAUACUGCACUUUUUUUUUUAAAAAAACUAAUAAAUAUUUUUUUUGUAAAUUUUCUCUAUUAUAAAACUAUUAAUAAAAUAUAUUGUUUAAAUUAAUAUUU